AUGGAGCUACCAUCAAUCGGCGACCAGCCCCGUCGGUCUGCAUGCGACCGCUGCCGUGCCCAAAAGCUGCGAUGCGAGCGUCUGAGCGCGACAGUGGAAGACAUCUGCCGCCGUUGUAUGAGGGCAGGCACCCGCUGCCUCACCACGUCUGCGCGUCGACAUAGCAAGGAAGCGACAAUCAGGGGCACGCAUCUGGACCCAUUGGGCGCCUUCUCCGCAUCUUUCACACCCAGACCUGAAGCUUCGGACAUGGCCGUAGGGUUAGCGGCUCCAGAGAUCACAGGCCAUGAGCCCCGGGAGGGUCCGAAAGAUCCGCAUGGGUUCACCUUCGGCGAUGCGACCAUCGACGCCAUGCUCCAGGAGCCUCAACCCUUACCAUCCCCGCCGGGCUCAGGGUACGCCGCUCAACCGCCGAUGCCGACCGAGAUGCUGAUGCAUCUGCCGCCCUCGCCGCUUGGCUCGCCAGACCUUUUCAAUCUCGCGCAUGUCGAGAUGCCAGUCCAGACAUCCGACAGUUUUGCGCCGAACCCUCUCGUUGUCACAUCGCCCAUUCCCGAGUUCAUGGAUAUGACCUCUCAGAACGCCCGAAGACCUCAGCGACGUUCGACGCACCAGCAGGAUGUGGGGUUAUUGUCCAAUCAUCCCGUCAACUGGAACCAGCGAUUUGCUCAAAUAAGUGCUGGUCUCCUUGCCGACUUGAGCCUCCUUGAAUCGGGAAGGGUGGCUGGCACAAUCCUCUUUGCAACGCCGUCAAACCACAUCUCGGGAUCGAUAUCGGCGCCAUCAUACAUAGAUUCAAACCAAAGCGACUGUGCGCACUAUGCGGUCGGAAGGAUGAUACAGAGUGCAGAAGACCUACUCCGCGCUCUUCGGGAACUGCGAGUCCGAUCUGGUAGUAGACCUACCUGGCCCUCUACCGGCAGCCUGGGUGCGAAUCUGGACGCAGCGAAUGAAGUGGAAUGGACUGGAGACGAUACGGGGCCGCUUUGGCGCCCUUGCCGAGCGUCGACGUCCGCGGCUACUACAGCCGGCAUGGAGCUGGGAGAUAAUCAACAGGACAGCCAGCCUGUUGACGGUCUCUUGGUAUUGCUCAUCAUGACCUGCCAUACGACUCUGAUGCGCAUUUGCAAAGGGGUCUUCUCUAUGAUCUGCGAUUCCUUGUCGACAGCAAGCACGGGAGCCUCUUUCGAGCCUAUCCUGCCCACGGUCCAACUGGACGGCUUCAAGGUUGCGGGCGCAAAAGCUCUCCAGAUACGGAUCUUGCUCCAGGUGACCAGGCAUUUUUUUGAUCAGCUUGACGAAGCGAUGCGAGAAAUAAAACUUGAGACGAGCGGUCAGGUCGAUCCCGGCAACUUGAAGGAUGCAUUUCACACACUCGGGAUCGCCGAAGGGGGGAAGGUUGAGGAGAAGAUGCGGGAGUCGAUAAUGAAGAUCUGCAAAGAUAUACAGGGUUACCUCGGCAGCAGUGAGGAUCCAAGAUAG
Messenger RNA from Aspergillus mulundensis, 1482 nucleotides. RefSeq lists its product as uncharacterized. NCBI's taxonomy places the organism in Eukaryota, Fungi, Ascomycota, Eurotiomycetes, Eurotiales, Aspergillaceae. Gene Ontology annotation, molecular function: zinc ion binding; DNA-binding transcription factor activity, RNA polymerase II-specific. Gene Ontology annotation, biological process: regulation of DNA-templated transcription. The record is from RefSeq and is a predicted model, not a curated record. The coding region runs from base 1 to 1482 and encodes 493 amino acids. The transcript has a single exon.